GGGCGGCUGUAGUGAACAGCUGAGCUCAGUCUCGAACCACCCGCAGGCUGAAACGCGCGCGCCUUGGCCCCGAGCAGCGCGCCAAAAAACACAAACGUUGUCGUUGAAAAAAGCGCGCCAAAUUUUCUAUCGGCUCUGUGCUACCUAUCAUAACAAUGGGGGGCUGGUUAAGCUACAUAUGGUGGGGCGGGAACCCAGACGCGGUGAACGAGGUGUCAGGUCUCACGCGGCGAGAGGUGUACGCCGUGCAGCGGUCGUGGGCGCCGGUCUCUGCCAACUCCGUCGCUAAUGGGACAGAACUCCUUAAGAGAUUAUUCCGUGCAUACCCCGAAACGAAAGACUUCUUCAAAAUGCUUCGCAACCAAACAGAAGAGGACUUCGCCAGCAACAUCCAAUUCAAGGCACACGUCAUCAACCUGAUGGCUGCACUCGACCAGGCUGUGGCAAACCUCAACCAGCCAGAGGUUGUUGCUGCUAUGAUGAGGAAACUCGGUGAAUCUCAUAAAAAACGACAGAUUAAAGAGAGCCACUUUCAUGAUCUAAAAGACGUAAUAGUGAAGAUGUUUAUCGAAGUGCUGAAACUGGACGACGCUACUCUCGGUGCGUGGGGCAAGACCGUCGACUUCUGGUACAAGCACGUUUUCGAAACCCUCAACGCCGAGGCAAGAUAACAUGAGCUCAGCGGCUGAAUUUGCUCUCAACGAACUGUGGCUUUUGGGUCAUACUCAUACCUACUGGAACUCAAAAUGUCCGGUCUCGACAGUUAAAGACACGAGCUUGUUCUGUUUUGCGAAGAUCAUAUAAGUACAUAACAUUUUCUAGAUAGGUACCAAAAAGCGCUAAUCAAAAGAACUUAAGACGCUACAGGAGCGAAAAUGCUGAAAUGGGAAGGAGCCCCCCUUUCAAUUUGUGAAUUUUAGUUAAAUAUACUAGUGUUAUUAAACUUAUUAACUAGAUUUAUAGAAAAAAAAAUGUCCAUUCAGAACAACUCAGUUAAAAGAUAUUGCGCAAAAAUCUUCAAAAUCGAGGCUCCGCUCACGACUAUUUCCUCCUUCAAACCUUAAUCAAUCGUAACGAAAUUUGAUUAUCUGAGUAACAAUGAAAUAAUCUGUGUCGGACCGUUUAGUUUUUUUGGCUAAUUGUGAAAAGUUUGAAUACCACACCU
Leguminivora glycinivorella is the source of this 1165-nucleotide messenger RNA. RefSeq names its product globin-like. Gene Ontology annotation, cellular component: hemoglobin complex; extracellular region. The record is from RefSeq and is a predicted model, not a curated record. The coding region runs from base 156 to 671 and encodes 171 amino acids. Lineage: Eukaryota; Metazoa; Arthropoda; Insecta; Lepidoptera; Tortricidae. Gene Ontology annotation, biological process: oxygen transport. Gene Ontology annotation, molecular function: iron ion binding; oxygen binding; heme binding. The transcript has 4 exons.